This is a messenger RNA of Toxorhynchites rutilus septentrionalis, 1472 nucleotides long. RefSeq lists its product as uncharacterized. The coding region runs from base 183 to 1421 and encodes 412 amino acids. NCBI's taxonomy places the organism in Eukaryota, Metazoa, Arthropoda, Insecta, Diptera, Culicidae. The record is from RefSeq and is a predicted model, not a curated record. The transcript is spliced from 5 exons.
CGUAGCGAUAUGCGUAACCAAGCUUCACAAAAUGUUAAUUAACGGUGGUGUUAGACAUCUGUAGUGAAAUUCCUAGUCGACGUGUCAUGUAGUGUAUUCUCUUAUCUUGCGUGCUCUACUGAUGCAGCAGCACUAUUUCAAUACGUAAGUUGACUUUCAAAGAGGAACAUCACCGUGCAGACAUGGAACCUGUGAGUGCCGCCGAAAAAUAUCCCUAUAUCACGAAAGAAUACUUGGAAGGCGCACUGCGUAAGGAGCAGUUUGAUAAUUCAAUCACAAUCAAGGAAUAUUGUGUGGAACCCGCGUUGGCCAAAGGAGAGAACUAUUCCGCCGAUAUAUUACGAGUGAAAAUAAACUAUGUUACCGGGAGUAAGAACCACAGAAUCCAGACGUACAUCAUUAAGUCUGCUUUAACAUCCGAAGGAAUGGCUGACAUAUUAGAGGAAUAUGAUAUGUUCCACCGCGAGAUUGCUGUUUACAACAAUAUAUUGCCGAAGGUUGAGCAAAUGUUAGCCAAUGUUGGCUAUACUAGAAAAUUAGCUCCUAUAGCGCACGUGGUCUGUGCGGAGAAUCCGAAGCAUUUUAUAUUCGAGGACCUAGCUCUACAGGGCUUUCAAAAUGCUGAUCGAAAACAAGGACUUACGUAUAAACAGCUGGAGAUGGUUUUGGAGAAGAUUUCAAAAUUUCAUGCUGCUACUGCAUUUCUCUAUAGCAGGGACGAAGAGAGCAUGUGUGACCAUAACUAUCGCAACAUUAACGAAGAAAUUCAGCAUUUGUACCCGCUCUUUGAAAACGGUGUAGUAUCCACCGCAGAACAAGCGGCAAAGUGGCCCACUACUUCCAAAACGAUUGCCAAAAAGUUAUCAAAGUUGGAGAAAACUGUUAUCGCUAAAGGCUGUAAUGUAUACACACGUGACGACACUAGUUUCAACGUGUUGAAUCAUGGAGAUUUAUGGGUCAACAAUGUGAUGUUCAAGUUUGAUUCACGCAAGAAUCUCAUCGACAGCAUCCUAGUUGAUUACGCAGUCGGUUUUUUCGGCUCACCCGCUAUCGACCUCAGCUAUCUAUUGUUCACCUCCUCUUGUAAUGAUGUAACAACUGAUCAAUUCGAUCUACUGCUUCAAUUCUAUCACAGUCAGCUUGUGGAUUGUUUAAUGAAACUAGGAUACACCAAGACUCUACCCACGUUGCUGGACAUACAGGUAGAUAUGCUGCGAAAGGGAUUUGUAGGUAUUAUGUUCGCUACUUUUCUGAUACCACUGCGGUUAAUGGAAGACACGACAAAUGCAGAUUUGGGCAAUCUUCUCAGUAUGUCCGCUGAGGCGGUUAACUUCCGUAGACAAAUAUUUAGUCAUCCUAAUUAUCAAUGUAGAAUGGAGUAUUUGUUGAAUUAUUUCGAUAGGAAAGGAUACCUUGAUUGAUACACGAGUAGUUGUUCUAAAUACAUUGUAAUAUACGAAAGCGAAAAUACA